This is a messenger RNA of Perca fluviatilis (European perch), 8207 nucleotides long. RefSeq names its product BEN domain containing 5 (gene bend5). Gene Ontology annotation, molecular function: DNA binding. NCBI's taxonomy places the organism in Eukaryota, Metazoa, Chordata, Actinopteri, Perciformes, Percidae. The coding region runs from base 1094 to 2233 and encodes 379 amino acids. Gene Ontology annotation, biological process: negative regulation of DNA-templated transcription. The transcript is spliced from 6 exons. The record is from RefSeq and is a predicted model, not a curated record.
AUCAGCUUUUCUCUUUUUAAUGCUGUUUUACUCUGUCUGUCCAAGUAACGUUGAUGUGCGCGAAACGUGUCAAGCUGUCAAAACAAGCCCUUUUGUCCGAUCUGUCAAGACGUGAUCAGCUGGAAUCUGACACUGAUAGCCACAACAACGUCCUCGGCUGUGGCUAGCUAGAUAAGCUAGUUAGAUAUGCUAAGAUAAGUUUGGUAGGUAGUCGUACCUUGUCCUCAAUGCGUUACAGAUUUUUACAUUUAGGGUGUCGUUUUCCAAGAGUUAGCCCUCUUGCUCGAUAGAGUAGUGCUGCUCGUUUCGAUAAAUACGUGGCAUGCAACGCUAGUCAGUCACAACGGUUGUUUACAACAUGUAGCUAACGCUUGCUAGCUUGAUGUGUAUUCGUUCCGCGUUAGCAUGUUAGCGCUCAGGCGCUAGUUAGCUGCGUGCAGACGCAGAGCUGUCACUACAUGAUAAACACAUGUGACAGCCCAUGGUUGACCCUCUAUCUGUUUUGUAGAGGUUUGCAAAUGUAGACGAGACGCUAGCCCUAUAGCAUUGGUGGUUUUGCGGUUAGCGUGUAAACUGGCAUAUCUGUUGGUUUGUGCCACAGAGGAGAUGCGGUGCUGCAGUAAUCGCCGUGUCUCAGAUAUUAAUGGACACAAUAUAUAGCAACCUGUCUGUCAGUAACAUGUCAACGUCAUGGCUGUUUCAUGACAGCGCAUCAUGUCAAUGUGCUGAAGUGUGCAAGUGAAAUAGUUUGCUUAACGUUAGCUCCAGUCACAAUGAUGUUAGCUCACGGUCGUUACUAUGGUCGAUCUUUAACUAGCUGCAUCACUAAUCCCCGAAUGUGAGCUGUCUGGGCUGCAGGAUCGGUCCGAUCUAACUAACACCUUAACAGUGGCAGUUAUGUUAAAGCGCAGUAUAGACAGGACUAUUUGAAAAGCUUGUGCGACCUCUGUAAACCUUACUUUUUAAUUCUGGGCUAAGAGUGCUAAAGUAAGUUUGAUCAAGUAGAAUGGAAAGAUAAAACGCCCUCUGCUCGGAUUGUACAAAUGGAUGAAAUAAUUCUGCAGAUACAGUAGAGGAAUUUGAAGACAGUAUAAUGCAAAAGAAGAUGAAAAUUCCCAAGAUGUCCAUCAAGAAUUCAGGAAACUCUAUUGAGAACAAUUUUGGAGAGGAGAGGAUGCCACUCAGGCAUAAAAAGGCCCUGUCUCAGGACCAUGGACGCCCCCUUUCCAACUCCUCCAAGAGUCUGGCAGCAGUAGUGGCUCGUCUGGAGAGAAAUGCAGCCAGCUCCUGUAUGGAGGGCGAAGAAGACCUGGAUGAGGACCGGCUGGCAGAGGAGGGAGAGGAUGCAGACGACGAAGAUGAAGAUAUGGAUGCAGAGCAUCAGCAACAUCAUCACCAGCAGCAACCACAGCAUUUGGAGGUGGACACGGAUUGUGUGUCUGGGGUAGCUGCAGCAGUGGUUCCCAGAGUCCUGUAUGAGGAACUGGUUCAUAGCUACAGGCAACAGGAGGAGGAGAUGAGGAGGCUGCAGCAGGAGCUGGAGAGAACCCGCAGGCAGCUAGUGCAGCAGGCCAAGAAGUUAAAGGAAUAUGGCAGCUUGCUGACAGAAGUCAAAGAACUAAGGGACUUCAACAGGAGGCUGCAAGACGUACUUCUCAUGAGAUUGGGCAGCGAGCCUAUGCAUGACAAUGGCACUCAGACAAUCAAGGCUGAAGUGGUUGAACCCAUUGUUGAGGCCCAGGAAACAUGCAGAGAAGAAGCCAACACCAGUUCCAGCUACUCACCCUCACCCAGAACAGUAUACACCUGCAACGAUGGGAAGGUACACCUCGGUGGAGGGAUCUGGGUGGAGGAGGAGAAGUGGCAUCAGCUGCAGCGGACCCAGGGAGACUCCAAGUUCACAAAGAACCUGGCUGUCAUGAUCUGGGGCACAGAAACCCUCAAGAACCGUAGCGUCACUGGAGUGGCCACCAAAAAGAAGAAAGAUGCCCUGCCCAAACCUCCACUGUCGCCCAGCAAACUGAAAAUUGUCAGAGAGUGUCUCUACGACAGAGUGUCUCAAGAGACAGCGGACAGUGCAGAGAUUACGCAGAGAUUGUCCAAAGUGAACAAAUACAUCUGUGAAAAAAUAAUGGACAUCAACAAGUCCAUCAAGAACGAGGAGCGGCGGGAGUCCAAGCUGCUCAUUCGACAGACAGUCAAGAUGGAGAACUUCACCUACGAUGGCAUGUAGUGGUCAACUGUUGUCACGCCAGCGCCUUCUGCCCCCCCCCAUUGGUUAUUAUAUGAAACGUUAAAACAAAUAGACCCCUUCCCAGCUCCCUAUAGAGCAACCAUCACCUUCCUCAGUGCCCAUUGGCUAACAGACAGCUUUACCCAUCAGUGUGUGAACUAGUUUGAUAUGAGCUGGUGUGAGUGUUUUUAUAAGCUUUACAGUGGGAUUGGGACAGAGGCAUGGUUUGUUGACGUUUGUGCAUUUGUGUCAAAGGAAAGAUUACAUGUAAUUUUUAAAUUGAUUUAUUGUUCUGUGUCAGAACAUAGUUUUGAAUCCUUAAACUUUUAAAAAGUAAUUGGUGGAGAGGUUAUUUCCCUAGAUAAAGUCAUCUGCUUCUAUAAAGAUAGUGAUGCCAGCUUGCAUUAGAUCUAAGUUGUGUGGACGGCUGGAUAUUUUGGAGACUACCGAAUAGCUGCUGGGAAUCUGAGUGUUUGCUGUUGGUACUUAUUGCAUAAAAUGAGACAUCAGGGUCUCAAAUGCACAAGUUUGAAUUGGUAACAGUGAGAUUGCAUUUUGCAACAGAGAUUCUGUUGCUCCAAGAUAUUAAUUAUGUGUGUGCGCCCCCUUAACUGUAGGUCAAUCACAACACAUGGCUUUAUUAAAAAGACAGCUUACAGAGGUUAAAUGGGAAGUAUGACUCUAAUGUGGAGUCUAUAAAGUGCUGUAUUUGUUUAUUUUUUUUUAUGUUUGACCUUUUAGUUAUGAGCAUUUGCCAUCAAUGAGAACGGUUUGGAUGGGAUAUUCCCAUCUUACUCUUAAGCAAACAUGUCACUUUCAGACAAUUUGACUGUUUAAUGAGUUGUAGUGGUACAGGCACAUUAAUGCCUAGAAAGGCCUUACAUGGAUUUGGCAAUCACUAGGGUAUGCCCCUGGGUUUUCUAAUAAGCUGUGAUUGUAAAUGUAUAGUAAGCUGAAGCGAUGAAGCUUCACCUGCACUUUGCUGUGAGAAUGUGAGAGGUGGCUAGGUACUAUUUUCUGUGUGGUUCACACCAUUAGAUUGAGCUGAGCUGGGCUACUUGCUACCCCCCCUCAUCUUCAUGUGGAAGCUGUGGGUAAAGCUGUCUGAAACACUUUUGUGCUGUUUGAAGUCAUCUGGGCCUGCUGAACCCCAUAAUAACCCCUUCUUCUAUAAGCCACGCCACUGGGGAACAAAGUAAGGUCGCUCCAGUGACAAUUUCCUCUGAGCUAUGCCAUCAGAACUUUGAAAAUGUUUCUUGUAUGUUUUUACUUUUUUUUUUUUCCUCACCAGUUGUUUUAUUCUUUUGAUCUAAAAUGGUUUGUGUGGCUGUCUGCAGGCUGGAACUAAAUGCUGCAGAUUGAAAUCUCAACUGUGACCUAGCUGUGGCUAACUGUGAAUCUGCUGCAGAGCUUCCCAUCAAGCCUCUCUCCUCUUCAUACUCUAGAUUCUUGUUUGUCGGUUGUUUUAUUUCUGUCUAUCAUUUUGUCGGUCACGUUUUUUGUUAUUGCAAAAGUUCAGAUCAGCCUUUUGUUAAGCUACCUUAUGUUUUGGAGAUAUUUUAGUGUACAUAAAACUUUUAUUUUUUAUUUUUUCCACCAAACAUGGAUAUUUCAGUUUCUCGUCAUGUUACAUGUUACCGUUUUAAAGGCUCUGGUCAAGUUUUGAUUUAUCUAAUUGAGGUUGUAAUUCCAUGUUACCAGACAAUUUCUUGUUUCUUUUUACUUUUUCUUUUUUUCUUAUGAAUUGUUGGCUUUAAGCUUGAUGUUGUAUCCAAAUGUAGAUCAGUGGAAUCUACAAACAAAUGAAAAAAAUAUUUCCCUUUCUUAGCCAAAGUGAUCUCUGUGGAACAAGAAACACAAGGCUUCCGUUAACAGAGCCCAUACAUUAAGCUAGAUUCACAACAUUCAAUAUUUAAUAAGCCCCACUUAGGUUCUACCUUCUAAUGAGCUGCCACAGUAAGAUGAGAAUUUGUAUCGUUAAACCAUUGUACUUAAUUGAGACGCUGUAGUUAGAUAAAAACAAACCUUUACAUUGAAUGCACUUUAAACUUCUGGGCAAUUUCUUCAGUCAUAAAGAAAGGUAUUUGUGGUAUUUGUCCUUUUUCUUUUUUAAAUGUCUAUAUAGAUAAAGCUUAACAAUCAUUGUAUUAUCAUGAAGCACCUUAGAACAUUUUGGUUUAUUGUUUUUUAUGGCAAGAAUGAGUUAUGGGAUAGCAUUUUGUUUUGUCAGUCAGAUAUGCCCCUGACAUACCAAUGCUCCAAAACAAGUUGGAUAGAUUUAAUACUUCCAACUACUACUUAGAAGUAGUACUACUUCCAAAUAUUUCAUUCUUUUAAAAUGUAUUCGGGGUGUUUAGAAAACCAGAUUUCCACAAGUCACACUGUGUUGAAACUGGAUUCGAUAACUACGCCAUGGCCUCCUGAACAAUAAAUGGUUUACUUGGUAAGUUGACAAGCAAAAGUCAAAAAUUCUAUUUGGCUGUCCAGCCCAAAACAUGAUAUAUCAACCUGAAGAUAUUAUCCUAUGAAAUGUGCAAGCUCACUGGAAUAUGUGCUUUAACUUAAUGUGUGAAGAUGCUAGUUAUACAUAAAUAUGACUCCUAUAGAGAUAAUUGUGUAUUUUUUACAAAUGAGUGGUAAUUGUAAGCCAAAGUAUUAAAUGCUGAGAUCAAGUUAAAGAAGGGGGAUGCUGACUGGGGAAUCAGCAGGGUUUGCACAAAAGAUGGCCCAUGCCAAGGUUAUAGAGCCUAGUGAAUCUUUUUUUUUUUCUUUUCUAAACAAUAUCUCUUUUUCAUUUAUUUUUUUUUCCUGUACAAAACAACAUGUGAGGUUUACAUGGGCUAGCAUGUAUUUAAAAUACAUGCGGUUUAAAAGAAAGAAAAGAGUUCUGCUGUGCAAAGCAACCAUGCUGAAAUUCUGACACAUUGUCGUGUGUUGUGUUUGUGUUUGUUUCUUUGAUGUUUGAUGCCAAAAGGGGGUGUGGUUAAAAAGAAAGCUUUAAGAUAGAGCAUUAAUGGAGCUAUUACAAUAUCUGAAAUGUUAACUUCUUUUCAAAGGCUGGUUUCCUGUUGCGCGCGAUUAAGUCUAAUCCUUUAACUAAAACCGUCUUUCAUGGAUGAGAGCUGUAUGGAAGUACUGUAUGUUUUGAACCCAGAUUUGGUUUAAUCUGUAAUGGCAAGGCCAAUCUCUUAUCAAAUGUACCAAGUCACUUGCAGAGGAGCAGCCUGGGUUUUAGCAGCAUAUUAGUAACAUAAACCAGUACAUAGUCUGGCAAAGCCAUUAUUGGAUGGUAUAGGCUAGUUUGGCUCUGUGACACAACACACCAGACUUUCCACUCCUCUCACUGUCACACUCAAGUAGCGAUAGGGAGAAAAUGUAACCUCGCUGGCUCUGUGAUCCUCUUCCUGUGCCACCUCUAGUUCCUUACUCUGCUGUCAUUUAUAUGGACUGGAUUUAGAAAUGCAUAUGUAUCGAGAUAAUAGCAAAUCCUGUCCUCAUCGUUUGGUGUUUUGGCUUAUGUUGUGAACAUCUGUCAAAGCUUCAAAAGUGAGGGAGCUUUAUGUAGCUUUUUGACAGUUUGAUUGGGGAAAAGAGAUCAGUUCUAUCUUCACUGUGUGGAACAAGAUAAAUGGCUUCAUCUAGCAGUUUUCACAACUAAGUGCACACAAAACGCAUAACUGUUUGAGCCUCAGAUACAAUGUCAAACUUACUUCAAAUGAGAAAAAAAUGGGAGGAAUAUUGUAAGGUCUAUAUUUUUCUUAAGGUAUCAGUAACUUUGUAUACAAUCCACAAACCGGUUCUACUUCAUCUAACUUCACCGUCCUACCUCAUUGUUACUCUGGUGUUUGUUUGUCAGUGACUGUAAACUAUGUGUGUUUAUUAAAAAAAAAUCUAUAGGAAAGGUAUAAAUGGUUACUCUCAACAUGUACAGCAUAUAAAACUUGUAAAACACCUCAGUACACAAUAUCAUUCUGAGGAGAAAUCAGUUUUAUUACCUGCUUAAAGAUGCUGCUGUAAAGGGGUUGUCUCUGAAUAUAUAUCUUCGCUCUUUGCUAUGUUGUGCAGUCGAUCAGUGGUUGUGUUCUGUCUCUGUAUUGCAUUCUGAGAUUUUUACUGGUUGACGGGUGCUACCAGCAAACAGUUCAAAAACUGAUCUGUCUAUCGGACCUCAAAUGGUGCUGUUUUUCUAUGUUUUUAUCCUCAUUCAGCUAUGUUUUAUUCAGGUGUGUCAACUGCCACUAUCCCCUCAGCUAAUCAGAUUUUAAGCCAAAAUAUUUCGCGAAACGAUAACCCUGCUAUUACUGUAUCAACUAUAUGCUAUCCACCCAAAUAUUGUAGAUGGUGAUUAUAUCCUCAGCUGUGAGCUUCAGAAGUACCUCAUAACUUGCUGAUUUUCAUUAGAUGCAUCUGCUUCUAGCAUCUGUUGUCUACCAAUAUCACAUUGUUGCAGUGUAUUUUCAGAAAUAUGCAUUUUUACUGAUUAGAUCAGGUUUCACUAUACCUGAUUAGUGACCUAUACAUGAUUAUUAGAUCACACUCAGAUGACCGAUACAUUUAAAGGAUACCACUUGUCAUAAAAGGAAAUCUCAGUCGGACUGGGAAGCGUGUGAUACAGUAGAAGAGGUCCUCAGCAAAACAAUGUUCUGUUUGAGUCAGUGUUAAGUUUGUUUCACAGAAGUGGGAUUCCAUUGGUAGUUGUAUUUAUGGUGGAAAAGUAAUAUCUAUUAGAAGUGAUUUGGGGAAUGUACAAACUAGAGCCCCACCUGGUUGAAAUGCUAUGUGUCAAACAAACAUAAUAGAGAUCACAGAGUCUUCAUGGUGCAUUCAUGGAGACUGUUUUGGGGAGUUUCAGCAUGUCACUUUUGUAAUGAUUGAUUUUAUUUAGUUGCCACUUUAAUCUGUGAUUUCCCAGUUGUAUCUCUUUGUCCCUUACUAAUAUUUUAACAACUCAAAUGUAAUUUCCACUGUUAAAAAAUAGGAAUUUGGUGUAGCAAUUUGUUCAUGAUUAACUUAUUGUGAGCUAAAGUCAAAUGUACAGCACCGUGUCUGGACUUGGCUUUAUUAUACAACAAGUGCAUUAUAUUGUCUUUUACCCUGUACAGUCACAAUGGAAUCUUUUCUGCGCCAAAGUGUUUUUUUGGGGGCGGGGGGGUUCGCUUUACCUGUCUGUAUAUAAAUAUUUGUUGGUUUUUUUUGUUACUCUAUGUCUGUGAACAUGUAAUGUGCUGGGGAUCUCCUCUCUACUGUGAGCAGUGUGUGUUCAAAUGCACAGCAGUUGGUUUCAUGGAAGCACUUAAGCCAUUCGUUGGACUGUUUCAUAAUGGUUCAAUUUUAAGCUUUGCUCUGGUCCGGGGAAUUGACCCAGAGAGCUUUGUGUGUAAUUGAAUUCCUAUGCAGGUGCUGAGUUGUAAUCACCUGGUACCACAUCACUGUUGGUUGGAGGGACAUCCAGGGAGAGAGAUAACUGGGGAGUGUUCAAACCUUUGAAUGUGUCUGCACAGACUCAAGAUUGAGUCAAAGGGGACAAUGGCGACAUGACAAAUCCGUACAAUCCGUACGUAACAAUUACUAGGUUUUCGUUGAAUUAAACUGAGCUAUACAGGGCUGCUUGGGUAUAUACCUGUCUGUAGUUGUAACUGCAUUGCAAUGAUCAUUAGGGAAAGACAGGGUUAUUACUGUAUGGAGAAUUUCCAGUUGGUAUGAUAAUGUGAAAAGAAUGUUAAGACUAUUGCAGUAAACACUCCCUCACCCUACUUCAGCCUCCCAGAGGCAACCCUACAUUUACAGAAAAUGUUAGAAGUAUAUGCGAUAGAGAGUGUACAUGUCUUUGCUAAACCGGCCACACCUCUGCUAUGCGAGCAGCUCUUUGACGCUUAGCAUCCUGUUCUGUGUUUUCUCUUGCUGCAUUCAGGAACACCUGUUUAAUGUAUAGAUAAACAGAAAUAAAUCCAGACUUUUAUUCUAUCAGCACAAA